Molecule: messenger RNA, 822 nt
Organism: Fusarium keratoplasticum
Lineage: Eukaryota; Fungi; Ascomycota; Sordariomycetes; Hypocreales; Nectriaceae
Product: Methyltransf-25 domain-containing protein
Exons: 1
Coding region: 178-822 (214 amino acids)
Source: RefSeq, a predicted model, not a curated record
AUAAAUACCUGCAACUUCAGAUGCACCUCUGGUGGGACUCUUUCCCUUUCAAGCCCAGAUCGAUACUUACUACCAAAGACCUGGCCCGGAUUCCACUUCCCACGCUCCUCUCCAAGAUCAGCAUCAUUCCACCACUCAAACCCCAACAGAACACAAGCGGUAUUGAUCCUCCACAAGAUGGAUACUCUCAUUCAGCGAAUUGUCGACACUUACGCUGAAUGUGCCCCCACGUAUGAUGAGGAGGUCACCCAGUUCCCGUAUUACCAGACGCUGAAGAAUCUCGUCUUCACCUUUGAUUGGGCCGGCUCCGUGCUGGACCUUGGUUGCGGGACCGGCCUCCUCGGGCAGCUGCUUUACGAGAAAGGCGAGCCGUUCACCAUCAUGGGGGUCGAUCUGUCGCCCGCCAUGACUGCAAGCCCGUCCAUCAGCAAGUACUACGAAACACCCAUUACCAUUGGGACAGUUCAAGAAGCCAUUACCCAGCCACUUAAAGUCAACCAUGUUGCUUGUUUCGGGACCCUGACUUACCUGAACGACAACGAAUUUUUGACCUUCUUGGAGCGGGCACUGGAUGUGGCACAGAGAUCCAUCACGUUUGACAUGGAGGACGUGUCGGAGGAGUACCGAAAAAAGAUGGCAGAAGACAACACGAUCCUACCAUGCUAUAACCACACCAAGGCUUGGAAGGCGUGGAAGGAUUCCAAGCUGCCAGCUGGUUGGGGAGUCGUCUAUGACGAAUAUGGACUGCAGUAUCACGAUAACCAUGAGACGGGCUGUGAUAUCAGCGACACGAUGGUUCGGCUGGAAAAGGCGGGAGACUAG